AUGGCCGUGGUGGCAGGGCCGGGGGUCACCGCAAGGGUGGCGGCCAUCGCCGUGCUGUGGGUGACAGCCGUGGGGGCAGCCACGGGGCGCUGGUGCGAGCGGACGGUGCUGGUGACGGAGCAGGAGGAGGUGCGGCCGCGGCGCGAGGCCGCGGUGCCGUGUCCCAGCUUGUACCAGUACAGCCUGGCCGGGUGGCGCCUGGACCGGGACCGCACGCACCGGGAGCGCGGGAGCUCCCACGGGGACACCGAGCCCGCCCUCUGCUACAUCUACCGCCCCCCGGAGGUGCGGCCGGUGGCGCGGAACCGCACGGAGCGCGGCUGCUGUCCCGGCUGGAGCGGCGCCCGCUGCACCGAGGGCCCCGGCUCCCUGGGCCGCUGUUUCAGCGCGUGGCAGUGCCAGGACGGCGCCAGCCACAACGGCAGCACCAUGAGCCGCGCCGAGUGCUGCCAGCAGCCCUGGGGACACAGCUGGCAGCGCGGGGACACCGGCGGGCCCUGCCUGCCCUGCACCCGCCUGCCCCUGGGCGGGGACGGGGGCUCCCCGCGCCACCGCAGCCCCCCGGCCACGUGCCAGGCCUGGGCAGCGUCACGAUUCCGCACCUUCGACGGGCGGCACUUCGGCGUCACCGGGAACUGCCGGUACAGCCUGGCCAGCGCCACCGACGGCACCUGGGACGUCACCAUCGGCCUGGCACAGCCACGGGAGCUGCACAUGACCCUCGGGACAGACACAGUGGUGGCCCAGGGACGGAAUGUGUCAGUGAACGGGGCAGCAGUGCCAGAGGGACGCCCCUACCUGCACAAAGGGCUCGGUGUCACCUGGCCGGGUGACUGGGUGGCCGUGGCCAGCAGCCUGGGUGUGCGGGUGGCCUGGGACGGGCACCUGGCGGUGACAGUGACAGUGGAGCCUGAGCUGCGCGGUGGCACCUGGGGACUCUGUGGCACCUACACCGACGACCCCGCAGAUGACUUCCUGCUCCCCAAUGGGGACAUCGCUGCCAUCGCCGCCACCUUUGCCAACGCCUGGAAGGUGCCGGUGGCCGGCACAGAGCCCCCGUGCAGGGACGCGCCCGAGGGUGGCCCCAGGUGUGGCCCAGGGGACGCGGCAGCGGCGGUGGCCACGUGCGGGCGGCUGCUGGCCCAGCCCUUCCGGCAGUGCCACGGCGAGGUGGAUCCCAGCGGGUUCUAUGCAGCGUGUGUGGCACUGCUGUGCGGGGACGGGGACCCCCUGUCACUCCCCGGUCCCCUGCCAUCCCCCGGUCCUCUGUCACCCCCCGAUCCAUUGUCACCCCCUGGUCCCCUGCCAUCCCUCGGUCCCCCCGGUCCCGCUCCCGCCGCCGCCUGCGCCACGUUCGCCGCCUACUCCCGGGAGUGCUCCCGCCGCCAGCUCCACGUCCCCUGGCGCCGCCCCGGCCUCUGCGAGCGCCGCUGCGGGGCCGGGCAGCGCUUCUCGGACUGCGUGUCGCUGUGCCCUGUCACCUGUGUCACCGCGGGCGGCGCCGAGCCGGGCCCCUGCCAGCGCCACUGCCACGGCGGCUGCGAGUGCGGCCCGGGGCUGGCCCGGGAUGGCCCGCGCUGCGUCCCCCCGGCCGCCUGCCCCUGCCACCACCGGCGGCAGCGCUACGAGCCCGGCCAGAGCAUCCGCCAGCGCUGCAACCGAUGCACGUGCGAGGGUGGCCGCUGGCGCUGUGAGCAGCAGCGGUGCCCGGCCGAGUGCGCCGUGCUGGGGGGACGUCACUUUGUCACCUUCGACCGCCGCCGCUUCUCCCUGCCGGCCACCUGCGCGCACACCCUGGUGGAGGACUUCGUGUCGGGGCGGCUGCUGAUCACAGCCGAGCACGAGCCGUGUGACAGCCACCUGGGCUGUCCCCGCAGCCUCACCGUCACCACCAGCCGCACCACGGCGCGGCUCCACGGCACAGGGGAGGUGACAGUGGCCGGGCGGGAGGUGACGCUGCCCUUCUCCGGUGCCGGGCUGAGCAUCCGCCGCGCGUCCUCGGCCUUCCUGCACCUGCAGCUGCCCGACGGGCACCUGCUCUGGGGCCUGGGCACCCCCGACACCUUCAUCACCCUGCAGCCCGCCAUGGCCGGCAAGGUGCGGGGGCUCUGCGGGACCUUCAACGGGGACCAGCGCGACGACUUCUUGACGCCGGAGGGGGACGUGGAGCCGGGAAUCGCCGCCUUCGCCAAUGCCUUCCGGGCGGCCGGAGCGUGCCCGGCGCUGGGCCCCGGCAUUCCCGACCCCUGCGACGGCUUCCCCGGGAGCCGGGAGCGCGCCGAGGCCGCCUGCGCCGUGCUCCUGGGGCCGGCCUUCCAGCCGUGUCACAGCGCCGUGGACCCGGAGCCGUUCCUGGAGCUGUGCCGCUGGGAUGUGUGCUCCUGCCGGGACCGGGAACGGGAACCGGAGCGGUGCCUGUGCCCCGCGCUGGGCGCCUACGGCCGGGAAUGCGCCCGGGAGGGAACCGAGCUGGAGUGGAGGAACCGGAGCCUCUGCGACGAGCCGUGUCCCGGGGGGCAGCAGUACCGGGACUGUGGGGGUCCCUGCGGCCGCUCCUGCUCGGAGCCCCCCGGAGGCAGUGACUGUCCCCCCCCGGACACCCUCUGUGUCCCCGGCUGUCGCUGCCCCCCGGGGCUGCUGCUGGCGCAGGGCGGGCAGUGUGUGCCCCCCGCCGCCUGCCCGUGCCCCCGCGGUGCCCGCCUGUACCCGCCCGGAGCCCGCAUCCGCCGCGGCUGCCAGGCCUGUGUGUGCGCAGGGGGGUCGUGGCGCUGCGCCCCCGGCCCGUGUCCCCCGGCCCCGCGCUGUCCCCCGGGGCUGCUGCACGCUCCCGGCUCCUGCCUGCGCCGCUGCGACCCCGCCGAGCCCUCCGGCACCUGCGGCGGCCCCGCCGACGGCUGCGUGUGUCCCCCCGGGGCGCUGUUCCUGGACGGGCGCUGCGUGUCCCCGGAGCAGUGUCCCUGUCACCACGGCGGGCAGCCGUACCCGCCCAACGCCACCAUCGCCCGCGACUGCAACACCUGCGUGUGCCGGGGCCAGCGGUGGCACUGCGGGCGCCAGGAGUGCGCGGGGACCUGCGUGGCCACGGGGGACCCGCACUAUGUCACCUUCGACGGCCGCGCCUUCACCUUCGCGGGGGACUGCGAGUACCUGCUGGCCCGCGAGGCCUCCGGGCUGUUCGCUGUCACCGCCGAGAACGUCCCCUGCGGCGCCAGCGGCGUCACCUGCACCAAGUCCGUGCUGGUGGCCAUGGGCAACACCGUGGUGCACAUGCUGCGGGGCCGAGAGGUGACAGUGAACGGGGUGGCCGUGAGACCCCCCAAGGUGUUCGGGGGCUCGGGGCUGGCGCUGCAGCGCGCGGGGCUCUUCCUGCUGCUCCUGACGCGCCUGGGGCUGGCCGUGCUCUGGGACGGAGGGACCCGCGUGUACGUGCGCGUGUCCCCGCGGCUGCGCGGCCGCCUGGCCGGGCUCUGCGGGAACUUCGACGGAGACGCCGAGAACGACUUCGGGAGCCGCGACGGGGCCCUCGAGGCCACCCCCGAGAUCUUCGGGGACUCCUGGCGCCUCAGCCCGCUGUGCCCCGAGGCCGACGGCCACCGCCCGCACCCCUGCGAGGAGAGCCCGCAGCGCUCGGCCUGGGCGCGGGGGCGCUGCGGGGUCCUGCGGCACCCGCUGUUCGCGCCCUGCCACGAGCUGGUGCCGCCGCAGCGCUUCUACGAGUGGUGCCUGUUCGACGCCUGCGGGUGUGACAGCGGCGGGGACUGCGAGUGCCUGUGCACGGCCCUGGCCGCCUACGCCGAGGAAUGCGGCCGGCGGGGGAGAGCCCUGCGCUGGCGGAGCCAGGGGCUGUGCCCCCUGCAGUGCGAGGGGGGGCAGGAGUACAGCCCCUGCGGGCCCCCCUGCCCCCCCACCUGCCGCGACCUCGGCCGGGAGCCCCCCGAGCUCUGCGGGGCCCUGGGGUGCCUCGAGGGCUGUUUCUGCCCCCCCGGACGGCUCCUGCACGACGGGCAGUGCGUGGAGCCCCCCGCCUGCCCCUGCUUCUGGGACGGCUUCGCCUUCCCGGCCGGAGCCAGCGUGACCCAGGGCUGCAGCAACUGCACGUGCGUGGCGGGGCGCUGGCAGUGCCCCCCGAGCCCGGCCCCGUGCCCCGCCGCCCCCGCCUGUGCCCCCUGGGAGUUCCGCUGCCGGGCCGGGGGGCUCUGCGUGCCCGGGGCCUGGCUCUGCGACAACGAGGACGACUGCGGGGACGGCUCGGACGAGCUGUGCGACGCCCCCUGCGCCCCGCAGCAGCCCCGCUGCCCCGGCGGGCCCUGCCUGCCCUGGGGGGCGCGCUGCGACGGCGUCACGCACUGCCCCGACGGCUGGGACGAGGCCGGGUGUCCCCCCCGAGCCUGCGAGCCCCCCGAGUUCGCCUGUGCCGGGGGGCGCUGCCUGCCCCCCGCGCGGGUCUGCGACGGGCGCCUCGAUUGUCCCCCCGGGGAUGACUCGGAUGAGGCGGGCUGCGCCCCCCGGUGCGGGCCGGGGCAGUUCCGGUGCGGCGGGGGCCGCUGUGUGCCCUCCCCGCACCGCUGCGACGGCCGCGACGACUGCGGGGACGGCAGCGACGAGCGCGGCUGCGCCUGCCCCGAGGGGCACCUGCCGUGUCCGGGGGGCGGCUGCGUGCCCCCCGCCGCCAUCUGCGACGGCCGCCGCCACUGCCCCGACGGCGCCGACGAGAACGACUGCCCCGCGCGGGCCACCUGCGCCCCCGGCACCGUGCCCUGCCCCGACGGCUCCUGCGUGCCGGAGGUGGCCGUGUGCGACGGCACUCGCGACUGUCGCGACGGCUGGGACGAGAGCCCGGCGGGGUGCGCGGUGGCGCUGCCCCCCGCGCCGCUGUCACCUGUCACCGCCCCUGUCACGGCUGUCACCGCCACUGUCACCGCUGUCACCGCCGACACUGCCAUCGCGGUCACCAGCGGCACUGUCGCCAGCACUGUCACUGUCAGUGACACUGACGCUAUCGCCGACACCUCUGCUGUCACCGCUGCUGUCACCAGCACUGUCACUGUCACUGUCACCGCCUCGGCCGCGCCCUGCCCGCCCCGCUCCCUGCGCUGCGACAGCGGCGGCUGCGUCCCGCGGGGGUGGCGCUGCGACGGCGACAGCGACUGUCCCGAUGGCAGCGACGAGCGAGGCUGCGCCCCCCCGUGCGCCCCCGGCCACCUGCCCUGCGGCCCCGCCUGCGUCCCCCCGAGCCGCCUCUGCGACCGCGUCCCCGACUGUCGCGACAGCGCCGAUGAGAGCCCCCGGCUGUGCGAGCCCCCCGGCCCCGGGAGCGGCCCGCGGGGUCCCUGCGCAGAGUUCGACUGCGGGGACGGGGAAUGUGUCACCUUCCAGCAGUGCCACCUUAGAGUCCCCUCACUCCCUCUCGAUGUCACCCCCGUGUCCCCCACGACUCCCUUUCAGUGCCACCUUAGUGUCCCCCAGCUCCCUCCCGGUGUCACCCCGGUGCCCCCCGUGUCCCCAGCGUCCCCUCCGGCCGCGGUGUCCCCGCAGGUGUGUGACGGGCUGCGGGACUGCCCCUCGGGAGGGGACGAGCGGGGCUGCGGCCUCUGGGGUCCCUGGGGGCCCUGGGGGUCCUGCAGCCGCCCCUGCGGGCCCGGGGGGCAGCGCCGCGCGCGGGGGUGUCACCAGCGCCACCCGGGGCUGCUGCGGGGCUGCCGGGGACCCCGCGAGCAGGAGCGAGCCUGCUUCCACCGCGCCUGCCCGGUGGAUGGCGCGUGGGGCCCGUGGGGUCCCUGGUCCGAGUGCCCGGGGGGCUGCGGGGGGGUCCGGCUGCGCACCAGGGGCUGCCGGCCCCCCCAGAACGGCGGCCGCGCCUGCGAGGAGCUGCGAGGGGGCCCCGGAGCGCUGGAGAUGGCCCCCUGUGCCCCGGGGGGGUGCCCCAACGCCUCGCUGUGCUCGGAGGGGCUGCGCCCCCUGCCCUGCGCCCCCUGCCCCGCCUCCUGCGCCGACCUGGCUGCCGCCGUGCCCUGCCCGCGCCCCCCGCCCUGCCGCCCAGGGUGCUGGUGCCCGGCGGGGCAGGUGCUGGAGCCCCCCGAGGGGUGCGUGCGGCCGGGGCAGUGCCCGUGCCGGGCCGGGGGGCGCCGCUUCCCCCCGGGAGCCCCGGUGCCGCUCGGGUGUCGCGUGUGCACGUGCCUGGAGGGACAGCUGCGACACUGCCGCCCGCACCCCGGCUGCUCAGUGGACUGCGGCUGGUCCUCGUGGUCGCCGUGGGGGCCGUGCGGGGGCGGCUGCGGCAGCCCCGGGGUGCAGUGGUCCUUCCGCAGCCCCUCGAACCCGGCGCGGCGCGGGGGCGGCCGCCACUGCCGCGGCAUCUACCGCAAGGCGCGACGGUGCCGCACGCCGCCGUGCCCGCGGUGCCGGGAGCGCGGCCGCUGGCGGGUCGCCGGGGAGCGCUGGCGGGGGGAGCCGUGCCAGCUGUGCCAGUGCCUGCCAGGCGGGAGUGUCCGCUGUGUCCCCUACUGUCCCCUCCGCCGCUGCCCCCAGGGCCAGGCGUUGCGGGAAGGUGACGGCGGCUCCUGCUGCUCCUGCGGCCCCGCGGGUGACAACGCCACGGCCAUCCCGCCCGGGAUGGUGACAGCGCUGUCCCCAAGCGGUGCCGAGACCCCCGGCAGCCCCGGGUACGGGAGGGGACGGUGGAGGGCCGGGAUUUGGGGGUCCCCAAAGCGGGGAGGGGGCACUGGGGGAACCCCCGCGCCCUCAAUGUGCCCCCUCCAGCCCCACGGCCGGGCCCGAGGGACCCAGAGGCACCGAGACCCCCCCGGAGCCCCCCAGCGCGGCCGGGGGCACCCCCGGAACCGCGACCCGGCCCGAGGACACCCCGGGACCCCCCGAGGGCACCCCCGGAACCGCGACCCGGCCCGAGGACACCCCGGGACCCCCCGAGGGCUCCGCGCCCCCCCCCGAGCCGGAGCUGCCCUCGCUGGCUCCCACGGGGGUCCCCGCUGCGACCCCCCCAGGGGGGGCUGCGGGUCCGACAUCGGCAACAGCGAGCUUGGGGGGCUGCAGGGCUGCGCCCCCCGGCCCUGGGGAGGGUGGGGGUCCUGCAGCCGCUCCUGCGGGGUGGGGGUCGCUCUGCGGCGCCGGAGGGAGACCCCGCCCUGGGGGGGCUGCGCCCACCGCCCCGACACCGAAACCCGCGUGUGCUUCCUGCGAGCCUGCCCAGUUUCGGGCGGGUGGGCGCCCUGGGGCUCCUGGAGCGCCUGCGCCGCCCCGUGCGGGGGGGGGCAGCAGAUUCGCCGCCGCAGCUGCAGCGACCCCCCCCCAAAAAACGGGGGGCGGCCGUGCGAGGGAGGGGCGCUGCAGAGCCGGCCCUGCAACCUGCGGCCCUGCGGGGACCCCCCAGGCUGCCGGUGCCGGCCCGGGCUGGUGCUGCAGGGGAGCGGCUGCAUCGAGCCCAGCGCUUGCGGGGUCCCUGCGGGGAUGAUGGGGGUCCCUGGGGAUCGGGGCCCCCCUGAAUCCUGCGGGUGGUCGCGCUGGACCCCGUGGACCCGCUGUGACUGCGGCACCGGGACCCGGCAGCGCUUCAGAUCCCCCACCAACCCCGCGGCCGCGCCGGGCGGUGCCCCCUGCAUCGGGACCCCCCGAGAGGAGCGGGGCUGUGCCGAGCCCUGCGGAGCCGAGCCCGGGAGCGCGGGGCCGCCCGGGGCCACCGGGGUGCCGGGGGGCACCGAGACCCCAGAGACCCCGGAGACCCCAGGGUCCCCAGGGUCGCCGUGGGCGUGGGGCACGGAGCUGCCUUGGGGCACGGAGCCGCUGUGGGUCCCGGAAUCCCCGGAGCCCCCCGAGCCACCGGAGCCCCCAGGGUCCCCAGAACCCCCAGAGUCCCCAGAAUCUCCCGAGCCCUGGGAGCCCCCGGAGUCCCCGGACGCGGCACUCGGCCCGUGGUCGCCCUGGAGCACGGAGCCCCCGCCGGUGCCGGUGUCGCCCUGGAGCGCGGAGCCCGCCCGCGCCCCCGAGGCGCCGGUGCCCGCCCGGGGGUCGCCGUGGGGGCCGUGGGGGCCGUGGGGCGGCUGCAGCGCCCCGUGCGGGGGCGGCGAGCGCUGGCGCCGCCGGGGCUGCGGGACCCCCCCGUGCCCGGGACCGGCGCUGCAGAGCCAGAGCUGCCACAGCCACGUGUGCCGCGAGGCCGGGUGCCCCCCGGGGCGGACGUUCCGUGAGUGCGGGGGGGGCUCGGGGUGUCCCCGGAGCUGCGCCCACCUCGGGGGGGCCGUGGGGUGCGCGGGGGGGUGCCAGGAGGGCUGUCACUGCCCCCCCGGCACCUUCCUGCACCGCCGCACCUGCCUGCAGAUCUCAGCCCCACAGCAGAUCUCGGCCCACACCCGAUCUCGGCCCGUAUCAGAUCUCAGCCCCAUAUCAGAUCUCGGCCCCACAGCAGAUCUCGGCCCCACACCCGAUCUCGGCCCCAUAUCAGAUCUCAGCCCCACAGCGGAUCUCGGCCCCACACCCGAUCUCGGCCCCACAGCCGAUCUCGGCCCCACACCCGAUCUCGGCCCCAUAUCGGAUCUCAGCCCCACAGCCGAUCUCGGCCCCACAGCCGAUCUCGGCCCCAUACCCGAUCUCGGCCCCAUAUCGGAUCUCAGCCCCACAGCCCCAGGGGCCGAGCAGGAGCCCGGGGGGUCUCCGAUGGCCCCGGUGGUCCCGGAGGUCCCGUGGGGGCCGUGGGGGCCGUGGGGACCCUGCAGCCAGAGCUGCACCCGCCCCGAGAGCCCCGCGAGCCGCAGCCGCCACCGGGACUGCGCGGGGGGAAACUGUGGGGCGGGGGCGGGCACCGACACACGGCCCUGCAACCUGCCCCAUUGCGAAGCCCCCCCGUGCCCGAAGCCCCCCUGCCCGUGCCGCUGGAGCCCCUGGGGUCCCUGGGGGUCGUGCUCGCGGCCCUGCGGGGGGGGGCAGCAGCGGCGGCUCCGCGCCUUCGCCCCCCCCGGGCCCGGGGAGCGCUGGUGCCCCCAAAUCCUGGGGGGGGGCCACGAGCAGCGCCGGCCGUGCGGGGUGACGGCGUGCAGGGUGAACGGCGCCUGGUCCCCGUGGGGUCCCUGGUCGCGCUGUGACGUCACGUGCGGGGGGGGCCGCUCCGUGCGCAGCCGCUCCUGCUCCAGACCCCCCCCCAAAAACGGGGGCAGCCCCUGCCCCGGGGUGGGGCACGAGCUGCGCGUCUGCAACGCCCGCGCCUGCGGCCCGCGGUGCCCCCCCGGGCAGACCCAGUCCCCCUGUGCCACGCGGUGCCCGCGGAGCUGCCGGGACCUGCAGGAGGGGGUGUCCUGCGAGGGGGGGGCGCCCUGCGAGCCGGGCUGCCGCUGCCCCCCCGGGACCCUGGAGCAGGACGGGGGCUGGACCCUGGAGCAGGACGGGGGCUGUGUCCCCCCUGUCCCUGUCCCUGUCCCUGUCCCUGUCCCCAUUCCUGUCCCCAUUGCAGGGACCCUGGAGCAGGACGGGGGCUGUGUCCCCCCCGCGCUGUGCCCCUGCCUGGACUCGGGGGGGCACCUCUGGGUGCCGGGGGGGGGCGGCCCCGCCCGGGGCUGCCGGAACUGCACGUGCGCGGGGGGGCGGCUGCGCUGCGGGCCGGGGAGGUGCCCGCCCCCCCCCGCGACCCCCGGGACCCCCCCCGGGACCGCCCCCGGGACCGCCCCCUGCGCCUGGAGCCGCUGGACCCAGUGGGGACCCUGCAGUGCCACGUGCGGGGGGGGGCGGCAGCUGCGAUACCGGACCCCCAUUCCCCCCGAGGGCGGGGCGGGACCGUGCGGAGCCCCCCAGGAGCAGGCGCGGGGCUGCGAGGAGGCGCCGUGCCCGCCGCUGUGCCCCUGGGCGGGGGGCGAGCGGGCGCUGGGCGAGCGCUGGAGCCCCGGUCCGUGCCGGCUCUGCACCUGCACCCCCGAGGGACCCGAGUGCUGGGACACGCCGUGUGCCGCCGAGCCGUGUGACUGGAGCCCCUGGGGGCCCUGGGGACCCUGCAGUGACCCCUGCGCGGGGGGGUCCCGCCUGCGCCACCGGCACCCCCUGCAGCCCGAGCCCCCCGGGCGGGCGUGCGCGGGGGUCCGCACCCAGAGCGAGAGCUGCGGCUCCAGCGCCUGCCCCGAGCCCCGGUGCGGCGGGGGGGGCCGGAGCCGCAGCCCCUGCGCCGGGCGCUGCCCCCGGAGCUGCGCGGACACCUGGGCGCCGGUGCAGUGUCUGCAGGGACCGUGCGAGACAGGGUGCCGGUGCCCCCCCGGGCAGCUGCUGCAGGACGGGCGCUGCGUCCCCCUGAGCCGCUGCCGCUGCGGGACCCCCGGCGGGGACAGCGGGAGCCGCGAGGUGGCCCCGGGCACCGUGACCCGCGUCGGGUGCCACGACUGCACCUGCGAGAACGGGACCCUGACCUGCCCAGCGCUGCCGUGUCCCUCCCCGGAGCCCGCGACACCCGCCAGCCCCAUGUCCUCCGUGUCCCCGCUGUCCCCCGUGUCCCCCCUGUCCCCUUGGUCCUCCGUGUCCCCCCUGUCCCCUGCACACCCCGUGUCCCCGCUGUCCCCCUCGCCCCCUCCCUCCGCCCCGCUCCCCCUCUCUCCCGAGCCCGCCCUGUCCCUGUCCCCCGCCGUGUCGCCCUGGUCCCCCUGGUCCCGCUGCUCCCGCAGCUGCGGCGGCGGCACCCGGAGGCGGCAGCGGCAGUGCCGGGAGGGCCCCGGGCCGGGACCGCCGUGCAGGGAGAGCCCCGGCGAGGAGACGGCGGCGUGUAACCCCCAGGCGUGCCCCGUGCCGUUCCCGGUGGCUCCAAGCUGCCCCCCGGGCGAGGUGUGGCUGGACCCCGGCCCCGCCUGCGAGCGCAGCUGCCAGGACCUGGCGGAGCCCCCCGGGACCUGCGGGGGGACCCCCGCGACCCCCGGAUCCCCCUCGACCCCCGGUACCUCCGGAUACCCCGCGACCCCCGCGACCCCCGGAACCUCCGGAUCCCCCGGGACCCCCGUGACACCGGACAGCUCCAGCCCCCCCGGGGUCCCCACGACCCCCGGCACCCUCGGGACCGCCGGGACCCCCCCGCGCUGCGCCUGCGCCCCCGGGCGGUACCGGAACGGCUCCGGGCAGUGCGUGAGCGCGGGCGGCUGCGGCUGCCGGUACCGAGGGGCGCUGCGAGCGGCCGGCAGCGAGUGGCAGGAGCCGUGCGGGACCUGUCGCUGCUCCGAGGGACGCGUCACCUGCGGCAGCUCCUGCCCCGCGCUCACCUGCCCCCAGGGCGCGGAGCCGGUGCGGGAGCCCGGGAGCUGCUGCCCCGUGUGCCGGGACGAGUGGCCAGAGGAGCCCCCCGGGCCGUGCCGGCUCCUCACGGCGCUCCGGACCAUCGCCAAGGGCGCGUGUGUCCUGCGGGGCGUCCGUGUCACCUACUGCGCGGGGGCGUGCCGCUCCCGCACCGCCGUCAGCGCCCAGGAGCCGUACGUGCGGUCGCUGUGCGAGUGCUGCAGUUACCGGCUGGACCCCGCCCGGCCUGUGCGGGCGCUGCUGCUGCCGUGCCCCCGGGGCCGCCCCCGGCCCGCGCUGCUGCCCCGCAUCGCCGAGUGCCGCUGCGAGCCCUGCCGGGGCGGGGACUUCAGCCGGCGCUGAGAGACCCCCGGACACCGCCCCUCCGGCCGCCGUGUCGGCAUCGAGGAGACCC
Messenger RNA from Zonotrichia leucophrys gambelii, 11662 nucleotides. Its product is annotated as SCO-spondin-like. Bases 1 to 11610 code for a protein of 3869 amino acids. The record is from RefSeq and is a predicted model, not a curated record. Gene Ontology annotation, cellular component: extracellular region; extracellular matrix. Lineage: Eukaryota; Metazoa; Chordata; Aves; Passeriformes; Passerellidae. Gene Ontology annotation, molecular function: protein binding. The transcript has 65 exons.